This is a messenger RNA of Mytilus californianus (California mussel), 580 nucleotides long. RefSeq lists its product as uncharacterized. The record is from RefSeq and is a predicted model, not a curated record. Lineage: Eukaryota; Metazoa; Mollusca; Bivalvia; Mytilida; Mytilidae. Gene Ontology annotation, molecular function: phenylpyruvate tautomerase activity. The transcript has 3 exons. Bases 52 to 387 code for a protein of 111 amino acids.
CAGAUAAACAAGUUCAAUACACAUUACUCCAUUAUACACAUACAUGUAAACAUGCCUGUUGUGCAGGUGACAACUAGUCUUACUAACGAACAGAUACCUAAAGAUUUUGCAAAGAAAUUUUCUGUGUUUCUUGCCGAGACCUUGGACAAGCCAAUCGAGAAGAUAACAGUAGUAAUCAGCUGUGAUGCUUUAGUUUGUAAUGCUGGAGACGAAUCGCCGUUCUUGCUGAUGUCAAUCAUAUCCAUCGCGAGAUUUAACGAGAAAGAUAAUCCAGACUAUACGGACAAAAUUGUUAACUUUGUAAAGGAAGAAACAAAACUACCUGGAAACAAGGUACAGAUUGUUUAUACAGAUCUUCAACCGCACAUGGUUGGUAAAGGGAAAUGAAGAAAACAUAUAUUUAUAAUACAAACUACAAAAUAAACAGAUUAUAAUAUGUAUGACUUUAACCUUGAUUGUCAUGUUUUAAACUCUUACUUAUACUAAUUAACACUAACACGUGUAGAAUAUUAUAAUUUUGUUUUAUCCAGAAAAAAUUUUGUUAAACUUUCAAUCAAAAUAAACGAAUUUGACUAUUUUA